This is a messenger RNA of Ceraceosorus guamensis, 666 nucleotides long. RefSeq lists its product as hypothetical. The record is from RefSeq and is a predicted model, not a curated record. The coding region runs from base 202 to 633 and encodes 143 amino acids. The transcript has a single exon. NCBI's taxonomy places the organism in Eukaryota, Fungi, Basidiomycota, Exobasidiomycetes, Ceraceosorales, Ceraceosoraceae.
UGAGGGGAAGUCGUGGGCGGGUGGUCGAAGAGAUGCUGUCCUGCGCAUGCAUACAUACAUGCGCGCGCGCGCAUUCAUUCACAACAACGCUUGCAUUUUUAGCGCGAAAGGUAUGCGCCAGAACUGGACUCGAGCAGGCUUCUUUUCUCUCUCUCUCUCUCUCUCCCUCUCCACUCGUUUUGCUUGUUGGCUAUAGGUGUCAUGCAUGCUACUCAAGACUCACACUGGGCGCAAGGAAGAAGCCCAGCACGGCUGCUCUCAGACUACGCCACGACCUCGAUCCGACAACGCGCUAGCAAGCGGAUGAGCAACACAUGCUUCUAUACUUGCCCGUGUAAGGCCAUGCCACCGCAUCGUCACUCGAUCGCGAAGCACUCACUGGACGAAGCAGUCGACCGCGUGUGCCCAGGAUCACGAAUGUCGGCCUGCCUGCCUCUCUCUGCCCGCGCGCUUCAAACCCGUGGACUUUUGCUCAUCGUGCACGCGCAUGGGCUUCAUUCAUGCACGACGUGGGCCUCGGGCUUCUCACGUCGUUGCGCUAACGCAGAAAGGCGUACAAAUGGGCUCGCUAGAGAGCAAAUUAUUACAUCAUUACAUGGGCUUGGAGGGAGGCAAAGUCGUGAGUGUUCUUAGCGGGAUUUGAAACCAUCCAGCAGCAAGCAGCAA